AUGGCGACUCCUCAACCCGACACACGCGCAGCGCAGCCAGUGCAGCCUGCAGAGCCUGUCCUGACGUCGAAAUGGAGACGCGUCGAAGCCAUGCCGGCGCGCGAGAUGCUCGUCAAGCUCGAGACGGAUGAGGGAGAGGGCCCGGACGACUGGGAGGAGGAUGAGGUCGAGUACGUCACCCUCGAGUCUGGGAACCACCUUCCCGCCGACCUCCUCGCGGAACACAACGAGGCCAGCGUUUGGCUGCCAGCUGCUCGUGCUUUCUCGCUUCCUUCUGCUCCAUGA
Molecule: messenger RNA, 285 nt
Organism: Rhodotorula toruloides NP11
Lineage: Eukaryota; Fungi; Basidiomycota; Microbotryomycetes; Sporidiobolales; Sporidiobolaceae
Exons: 2
Coding region: 1-285 (94 amino acids)
Source: RefSeq, a predicted model, not a curated record